AUGGCACAGCAGCCCGGUGACUCCGUCAUCAGCCUCGAGUACCGCGGACGCGUCGCCGUCAUCACCAUCGACAACGACAGCAAGCUCAACGCCCUCACCCAGCCGCAGUACUACGACCUGGCCCGCAAGCUGCACCUGGUCUCGACGCGCGACGACGUCUUUGUCACCGUCAUCCUGGCAAAGGGCCGCUACUUUUCCGCCGGUGCCGACGUCAGCAUCUCCCGAGCCGCCUCCGACUCCCCCGACGACUCCCACCGCCUCUGGCUCACCACCUUCGCCGCCUUCAACCUCAACAUCACCCAUGCCUUUGCCACUCACCCAAAGAUCCUCGUCGUCGGCCUCAACGGCCCCGUUAUCGGCCUCUCCGCCGCCCUCAUCUCCUUUGCCGACUUCAUCUACGCCGUGCCCCACGCCUUCCUGCUUACCCCCUUCUCCUCCAUCGGCCUCGUCGCAGAGGGCGGCGCCUCGCGCGCAAUGGUCCACCGCCUCGGCCCCGCAAGGGCAAACGAGGCCCUCAUCAUGAGCAAACGCCUCACUGCCCGCGAGCUCGAGACCUGCGGCUUCGUCAACCAGAUUUUCCCCUUUGACAAGGGCGACGAUGCCGCCUUCAGGGCCAAGGUCUUGCACGAGGUCGACGAGAGGCUGGGCGACCAUCUUAAUGGUGAGAGCAUGCUGGGCAUCAAGAAGCUUAUCCGGGGCCCGGAAAUGAACCUCAUUCACUCGCAAAACGUCCACGAGGUCUUUGCCGGCAUCGACCGCUUCGUCAAGGGCAUCCCCCAGGAAGAAUUCCGCAAGCUCGCCAGCGGCGAGAAGAGACAUAAGCUGUGA
Hirsutella rhossiliensis is the source of this 828-nucleotide messenger RNA. Its product is annotated as enoyl-CoA hydratase/isomerase domain-containing protein. NCBI's taxonomy places the organism in Eukaryota, Fungi, Ascomycota, Sordariomycetes, Hypocreales, Ophiocordycipitaceae. The record is from RefSeq and is a predicted model, not a curated record. The transcript has 2 exons. Gene Ontology annotation, cellular component: peroxisomal matrix. Bases 1 to 828 code for a protein of 275 amino acids. Gene Ontology annotation, biological process: fatty acid beta-oxidation.